Tachyglossus aculeatus (Australian echidna) is the source of this 1488-nucleotide messenger RNA. RefSeq names its product tropomyosin 4 (gene TPM4). The coding region runs from base 211 to 1065 and encodes 284 amino acids. Gene Ontology annotation, molecular function: actin filament binding. NCBI's taxonomy places the organism in Eukaryota, Metazoa, Chordata, Mammalia, Monotremata, Tachyglossidae. Gene Ontology annotation, cellular component: actin filament. The record is from RefSeq and is a predicted model, not a curated record. Gene Ontology annotation, biological process: actin filament organization; muscle contraction. The transcript is spliced from 9 exons.
GGGAUUUGGGCAGCAUCCAAAACACCCCGAAAGGGUCUUUAGGAGCUUAAAACUAUCUCUACCCGCUUGCAGGACUCACUUGCCAUCUGCUUCUGGCCCUGUGCUUGGCCUCUGUCCGGCUUGGUGUUGGCUUUCUCCUUCUGUUUUAAGGCACCUUUUCCUCCUGCAUUCUUUCACUGGUGAGCGGUACCCACCCAACCUCCCACCACCAUGGAAGCCAUCAAGAAGAAGAUGCAGAUGCUGAAGCUGGAUAAGGAGAAUGCCAUCGACAGAGCCGAACAGGCUGAGGCGGACAAGAAGGCAGCCGAGGACAAGUGCAAACAGGUAGAGGAGGAGCUGGUAACGCUGCAGAAGAAGCUGAAGGCGACUGAAGAUGAGCUGGAUAAAUACUCGGAGGACCUGAAAGAUGCUCAAGAGAAACUGGAAGAGACGGAGAAGAAAGCUACUGACGCCGAGGGCGAUGUGGCAGCUCUGAAUCGCCGUAUCCAGUUAGUUGAAGAGGAGUUGGAUCGUGCUCAAGAACGGCUGGCCACAGCCCUGCAGAAGCUGGAGGAGGCAGAGAAGGCGGCAGAUGAAAGCGAGAGAGGAAUGAAAGUGAUUGAAAACCGGGCGAUGAAGGAUGAAGAGAAAAUGGAAAUUCAGGAGAUGCAGCUGAAAGAAGCUAAGCACAUUGCUGAGGAGGCCGACCGCAAAUAUGAGGAGGUGGCUCGUAAAUUGGUCAUCCUGGAGGGUGAGCUAGAGCGUGCAGAAGAGCGGGCUGAGGUGUCAGAACUAAAAUGUGGUGACCUGGAAGAGGAACUUAAAAAUGUAACUAACAAUCUGAAAUCCCUUGAGGCUGCGUCUGAAAAGUACUCUGAAAAAGAGGAUAAAUAUGAAGAAGAAAUCAAGCUUUUGUCUGACAAACUCAAAGAGGCUGAGACUCGUGCUGAGUUUGCAGAAAGAACAGUUGCCAAACUGGAGAAGACUAUUGAUGAUCUGGAAGAAAAACUUGCCCAAGCCAAAGAAGAGAACGUGGGAUUACAUCAGACACUGGAUCAAACAUUAAACGAACUCAAUUGUAUAUAAGCCAACAGGAAGACUCUCAACAGAAACUGAAGAACUCUCUGUCAUUCCCUUCUCUUGUACCAAAUGUCUUCUAUUAUUGCAUUUUCUUUUUCCUGGAAAUUUUGAAUUAUGAACAUGUGACCAAAUAUUUGCUAUCAGAGAGGCUAUGGCCACCAGUUAAAUCUAAUUCUUUCUUGCACAUGCACACAAUAGCAUCUAGUCAGCUUUAUUUUUAUCCUUAAAUUGCAUUUCUUUCUUAGGUAGGCAGGGGUAUGUAACAUAGUACAAAUCCUCCAAGAUUGAGGGCAUUAUGUUACUGUAAAAAUGUGGAAACUAUCAGCGUUUGUAAAACAGCACCAUUCUUUCCCCAUUGGCAGAGAGAGAGUUCGCUGGGGUACCUGGUCACAUUUAGGUGGAUUUAUGAAACAUGGCUAAGAAAUACAC